GAGACAGACUUCAGACACAGCACUGACACCAGAUCGGACCUACAAAGAUGAAGAUGCCUCAACUUCUCAUCCUCCUCGCGACCAUUUUGGUGCACGCAGCAGUCGGUUUCCCCACUGACAGGAGGGGCCGGGAGAAACAGGCCUCGUGGGACGAUGUAAACGUGGUGGCCCAUGGCCUCCUCCAGCUCGGCCUGGGGCUCAAGGAGCACGUGGACAAGACCAAAGCUCAGAUGGGCGACAUCAACGCCAAACUAAAGGCCUUCAACGGCACGGUGGCCGAGCUGGAGAGGAAGCAGCAGGAGCAAGACGAAGCUCUGAAGGCCAGAAGCGAGGGACCAGAGGAGAGUCAGAGGCUGGCGGAGCUGACUGAGGAGGUGAAGAAGCAGACAGUGGAUUUAAACUCCAGGAUGGAAUGGCUGCAGGGAGCGCUUACAGAGAGGAUGCUGGACAGCAACGACAGCGGUCACUCAGGAGUCCCAGUGAUCCAGCUGCUGCUGGCUCAGAACAAACGCGUGGACCAGCUGGAGGAGAAACUCAAGCUGCAGCAAGACAAACUGGAGAAGCAGAGUCUGCAACUACAAGCACUGCAGAACAAGAUUUCGCAUAAGAGAGUAAAGGCGCACAGGAGGAAACACGAAGAGAUGGCACUGAGGGGCGAGGCUCAGCAGAUCCACACAGAAUCAGGUUUGACCGGAGAGGGUGAUGAUCUCCUCCUACGCGGGCAGCGAGCCAGCAGAGACAGGAGGAGCAGGAGGGAGCAGCUCAAGAAGCAGGCGGCAUCCUUCUCCACGGCCGCAGAGCGAGAGAGCAACUAUCUGAACGCCGGUCAUCUAAAAAUGACACCGCCAUCCCCGAACCAUUAAAGCAGAGCGCUAAAGAGAGAAUGACUUUAACUUAAACACUGAACUACUGAAGGACUGAAACCAGACUGAGUGUUUACACGCACAUCAUUGCUCUCUGCUGAUUCACUGCAGGGCCAGACACAUGGAUGCUAUGCCAUGCUAUAACUCAUUGUCUCAUUGGACAUGUUCAGUCAUAUUGACGGGUGUAACUUUAUUCCCUUUGUAAGGGAUUUAUCCAUUUGUUUUGUUUUGUACUUAAAUAAUGUGCAGUUUCUUAUUUUAUGGAUUUGUACAAAACUUUGAAUAUUUUAUAUGAAGC
Molecule: messenger RNA, 1161 nt
Organism: Pelmatolapia mariae (spotted tilapia)
Lineage: Eukaryota; Metazoa; Chordata; Actinopteri; Cichliformes; Cichlidae
Product: angiopoietin-related protein 4-like
Exons: 4
Coding region: 48-863 (271 amino acids)
Biological process (GO): triglyceride homeostasis; regulation of lipid metabolic process
Source: RefSeq, a predicted model, not a curated record